Messenger RNA from Ramularia collo-cygni, 1482 nucleotides. RefSeq names its product related to multidrug resistance protein. Gene Ontology annotation, biological process: transmembrane transport. The coding region runs from base 1 to 1482 and encodes 493 amino acids. The record is from RefSeq and is a predicted model, not a curated record. The transcript is spliced from 3 exons. NCBI's taxonomy places the organism in Eukaryota, Fungi, Ascomycota, Dothideomycetes, Mycosphaerellales, Mycosphaerellaceae. Gene Ontology annotation, molecular function: transmembrane transporter activity.
AUGGCCAACGUAAGCGAAACCUCGCCGUUACUACGAGCACACAAUGCCGAAUCGCGAAAUUUCGAUGAUGCCAGUACCAAGAAUGUCGUCGAAUUCAACCCGCAUGGCGAUGCCGAAGAUCCCAAGCAAUGGACGAAUACCUACAAAUACAGCGCCGUCUUCUUGCUAGCACUCACGGCUUUCACAGUAACUUUCACAUGCAUUGCAGUCGUGCCCGUAGCCAACCACAUCGUUGUCGACCUGGAAGGCCACAAGGACAGGAAAGCCAGCGUACUACUUGUAACGAUAUGGGAACUUGGUGAAGCUGCCGGACCUUUGUUCAUCGCUCCAUUAUCCGAGGUUAUUGGACGCUACCCCGUGAUGAAUGCUUGCAACAUCGUCUUCAUUGCCGCCACGCUCCUAGCUUCUUUUGCGCCAUCAGCAACAGUGUUGAUUUCUGCGAGGUUCUUGACGGGCUUGGCUGUUGCAUCGAACGUUUUGAAUCCAUCUAUYGUAGGUGACAUGUUCGUUGCCGAGCAGCGAGGAACCGCCAUGAGCUUCAUUAUGCUGGCACCUUUGAUAGGAGGUGCCGUUGGACCAGCGAUUAGUGGUGCUGUUGCGGAGACUUUGGGAUGGCGGGAAAUGCUCUGGAUUUGCGCGGGACUGGCCACGAUCUGCGAGGUUGCUUUCUUGGCAUUCUUCCGGGAAACGUUCAAAGUCCCCAUCCUCAAUCGCAGAGCUGCGAAGCUUCGCAAGGAGUCWGGAGACAAGACCUACAGGACCGUCUUCGAGAUUGAGAAUGCGCAGAAGACAGGGAACCACUUGUGGGAACAAGUCUUGCGGCCAUUUGUUGUCAUGGCAGGCUCUGGAAUUCUUCAAGCGCUGAGUUUGAUCGAAGCAGUCGCUUACACGUACUUCUAUGUCAUGUCUACGACUCUCCCCAGUAUCCUAGAAGAUUUGUACGGCUUGUCCGCUGCAGCGACCGGAGCGGCGUUCAUCUCUUUCAGCGCCGGUUCGAUCAUCAGCGUCGCGCUCUGCAAUCGACUCCUAGACAGAAUCUUCAUCCACCUCCGAGACUCGAACAAAGGGGCAGAGCAACCCGAGUAUCGACUCCCACUCGCCAUCGCAGGGAACAUUCUGCUACCUUUAACCGUUGUCCUCUACGGCUGGGCGGCAGAAUGUCACCUUCCAAUAGCAUGGGUCCUCGUCUCUCUAGCAGCCCUCGGAGCAGGUCUCAUGCUUGCAACAUUACCCCUCAUGUCCUACGUCGUAGACGCGUUUGGCAUGUACUCUGCCUCUGCGAUGACGGCGGUGAUCGUCACGAGAUGUCUGAUGGGGACUUUCCUCCCACUGGCGACGGAACCUCUGAUCGAGAAGUUCGGUUAUGGAUGGGCUUUUACGUUUCUAGGAGUCGUKACGCUGGGGUUGGCGCCUAUUCCGAUUGUGAUUAUGAGAUAUGGACAUAAAUGGCGGCAACGGAGUAGUUAUACGAAGGAUGAAUGA